Suillus bovinus is the source of this 2500-nucleotide messenger RNA. RefSeq lists its product as uncharacterized. The transcript is spliced from 4 exons. The record is from RefSeq and is a predicted model, not a curated record. The coding region runs from base 163 to 2448 and encodes 761 amino acids. NCBI's taxonomy places the organism in Eukaryota, Fungi, Basidiomycota, Agaricomycetes, Boletales, Suillaceae.
AGGAGACCCCUCCUUGAGGUUGAUGGCUGGGGUGGGACACAAACGGUGGAUGAUGGCCAACCCAUCGUCGAAGUGGCUGCCGAUAGUGGAGAAGUAGAGGUCGAACAGCUCGUUUCAAAGUUAGUUUCACGCCCUGAAGUCCCUCAGGGGGACUCUCUGCUGAUGCUAUCGAUAAGAAGUCCGCUACCUACGCCCCGCGUUACGCCUGAGGAACCACUUACAAAGAGAAUCCUUAAUAACGGCCCUGCAACUCUAGCUGCAGAUGUCCCUCUAAUCCCGAAUAAUGCAAGACUAUCUCAGUCACCGCAACAAGCUUCACUUAUUGUUUCACAAAAUAUACAGCAGCCUGCAGAACAUGUAGGCCAACCUACGCAUAAUCAUACAACAAGCGUUUCACCUCCUGUUCAAUCAUCCAAUAUUUCUCAACCCAUUGCACCACCUCAGCAGCUCAUUUCAACAUUCCCUUAUAAUUCGCAGGCUCCUCCGCAACCCCAGUUAGCGCAAUCUGUCACACCAGCAUCGUUUCCGCAUGCCCAGUUCUCUCAGACUCCUCCACAAACCCAGUCAACACAGUUCGCCACGCCAGCACCUUUCAUGCAUCCCCAGUUUUCUCAAGUAUCUCAUUUUUCUCAGCCACAAUUCUCGCAAGCUGCACCGUUCCCUCAACAAUUUCCCGCUCAUCAACAAUCAUACCAGCUCGGUCAAUUUCCUCAACAACAACUUAUUUCUGGUCACAUGCCAUACAUGCCGCCUCAAUCAAUGGCGAUGCCAACAGGCAUGCCGUUUCAAAACUUGAGGGACCCGCAGAGUUUUCAAAUGCUUGUGACUUUGAUGGAUGUUAUGAGAAACACCAACGGUGGUGAAUUCUUACAGGCGGGACAGCCCUCACCCAUGUAUUCGCAGAUUGAAACUUUGUCCAGCGCUCCGUCUGCCAUCCGUGAUGAACAAACACCGGAUUCAAUCGUUGCUGCAGACCAGCCCUACCCUCCUUCAUCGUCUUCUUAUAAAUCACGUAGCCCAACUCCCGACGUUGUUGUGUUGAAGCAACCGGAAAAACAGCCUCGUCCUCCCGGACACAAAUUUCGCACCGACACAUCUUCUCGCGCGCCAUCGACAAUUUUGCUUCCUCCUUCAGUAAAGCGCAAAGCUAUUCACGACGCCAUGCCGCCCGCAAACCCGGCAGGAAACCUGCCUAACAAACGAUCUCUCAAGGGCAAGGAACGUCUCGUAAUAUCUAACGAAUCUGAUAAUGACGAUGGCACCCCUCCUGCCGGUUCAGACGAUGUAUUUGAGCAGUCGCAUUUGAGCUCACCGGGCCGUCCGAACGCAAGAAAGAAUUCUGGAGAGGUGUUCCUGGAUGAUCAAGGGCAGCCUCUGACAUUCUUUGUGCAGGUUGAUCUGCAGGGGCGAUCGGGAGUGGUUUCAAACAUCAAGAAAAAUAAAGGCAAAAUCAUCGGGAGUAUUGCCGAUGCAGAUUAUGUCAUUCUCUUCACACGCUCGCAGACAUUCCAGGGGCUCUUGAGUGAGGCCCAUGCCUGCGACAAGGUUCCAAUUCAGUCGGCAUUCGUUGCCGACUGCAUCGCUGAGAACACGUUGUUGGAUGAACGCGAGUACGUGCUUGACACGGUCUCAGGCAAACAUGGGAAGCGCGGCAGACCAAGUAGCGCAUUUUUUGAAUUUGUGCAGGUGGACAGUCCUUCUGCCAAGAAAGAGAAUCAAAAAUCUACGUCAAAGCUGAAGCCGAAGGCAAAGAAGACCACGCCUACAGAGACGCCAGUAAAGAAAGUGGAAAAGAGAUCAGCGGCCACUUCCCCACAAUUCUUAGCAGCAUCUCUAUCACCGUUCUCGAAUGAGGUAAAGUCCCGCCAUUCACGACGGUCUCCUACCCCUCCUCCCCCAGAGACUCGCAAAUCUAUGAGGGAUGGGAAGUUUCACUUUACGCAGCCAGAAAUUGAGUACUUCUGUCAGUAUGCUCAAUUCCUGCUCAAUGAGGACCCAACGAUGUCUACCACGGUCUUGAUUCAAGCCAUGCACAAAAAGAUGCCACAUCACUCCAUUGGGUCCUGGCAGAUGCAGGCGGGUUCAAAACUGAAAACACAACUUACUGAGAUUCGCAAGAGGGCAAAUAUCGCGUUUCGCAAGUCUUUGAAUGGGAAUACGGAGAAAGCAACUGAGGGGGAAAGACCUGGCCCAUCGAAGAAGCCUCGAUUAGCUGCCUUGCCGGCUCCCCCUACUGUAUCACAGGAAUCUUUGGAACGAGAAGAUUUUGAAGUAAUUUGUGAAUUCUUUGCCAAUGGUGGAGGGGACGAUGAUAAUGACGAGAGGGUAUGGGAAAAGUUGUCACAGCAUCGACCUUGCAAAAGCGCGGAGUCUUGGCCAGAGUAUUACACGACACAUCAAAGUGAAGUUUAUGCACAUAUUGAGGAGCUUGUGCGUUCCUCCAGCUAGCUGGACGAUCUAUAAGUGACUGGUUUUUAUGAACUGUUCUGUCAUGCUGUAU